AUGGCUUUAGAAAAAAUCGCCAUGACCCAGCGUGCGAUGGUUGAAGAACAACAAGCACGAAUUGGAAAUCAAAAAUGGACUCAAUACUUAGCUGCCUUUAUUGCAACGAUUGGUGGGUUCAUCGCGGGUACAGCCCUAGGAUGGACAGCUCCAGCCGGUCCAAUGAUGGAAAACAAUCAGUAUUCAUUCGUUAUUUCAAAUGAAAGUCUCGCGUGGAUUGGAGCGUGUAUGCCACUUGGUGCCAUGCUUGGAUGUCCGGUUACCGCUGGCCUAGUCGAUAAAUUGGGACGUAAAAACAUGAUGCUAAUGUUGUCUAUCCCAGCACUUGUCGGUUGGGCAAUGAUAAUAUGGGCAGAAUCUGUGGCAUGGAUCUGUGCUGGCAGACUUUUGACCGGAUUCUCCAGUGGUUCGUUGUCUGUAAUUGUACCCUUGUACACUUCUGAAAUAGCUGAAAAGGAAAUUCGUGGUACUUUGGGUACAUACUUUCAGUUACAAGUCACUGGAGGAAUUUUAUUCACCUAUAUCGUUGGAUCUUAUUUCAAUAUAUUUGGUCUGACUCUAAUUUGUGGUAUUAUUCCAAUCGUAUAUGUGGCUCUGAUGGUUUUAAUUCCAGAAAGCCCAAACUUCCAUCUCAUGAAAGGAAACGUCGAAAAAGCUCGUUUAUCUUUAAGAUAUUUCCGUGGACCAUACGGUACUGUGGACCAAGAAUUGUCUAUAAUGCAAGACUCGUUAGCGAAGACUGAAAGAGAAAGAGUUCCGUUAAUGGAAGCAUUCCAAACAACUCCAGCUAAACGCGGUUUGUUUAUUGGUCUCGGAGUUAUGCUUUUGCAACAAUUUUCUGGGUGCAAUGCUGUUAUAUUCUACGCUACGUAUAUCUUUAAAGAGUCUGGAAGCGCAAUGGAACCAAAUAUGUCCACAAUUAUCGUUGGUAUUAUGUCGGUAAUUGCCACUUAUGUUUCUACACUGAUCGUUGACAGAUUAGGAAGAAAAAUUCUCCUUUUGGGUUCAAUUAUUGUCAUGGGAAUUUGUACGUUGUUAAUUGGAGGUUUCUUCUUCAUGAAAGCUAACGAAUAUGACGUAUCAUCAAUUGGAUUUAUUCCACUUGUAUCCAUGUGUGUAUUCAUAGUCCUGUUCUCUCUUGGUUUUGGUCCAAUCCCAUGGAUGUUGAUAGGUGAAAUUUUCCCAGCACAAAUCAAAGGUACCGCUUGCUCGAUCGCCUGUAUGGCCAACUGGUUUUUCGCUUUCAUUGUCACGAAAUUCUUUUCUUCGUUGGUAUCUGCCAUUCAUAUAUACAAUACAUUCUGGUUAUUCACAUUUUUCUCCGUGGUGGGUACUUUCUUCGUAAUUUGCAUCGUUCCUGAGACCAAAGGCAAAACGAUGGAUGAAAUUCAAGAAAUACUCGGCGCGGGCAAUGAUCUCACACCACCAACACAUGCCAAUGCUUCCAUCGACACCAAAGGAAAAUACUAAAUUAGACCUUACUAAAGGAUUAGAAAACCGUUCCAUCUCUACCUUCCGGAAUAGUAUUAACAUGAUUGUGUUAUUGAAUCAAUAAUACUAAUCAUUAAUUUAUACAAACGAAUUGAUAAUUGCAUCUGUUAAAAGGUGCUAUCUUUUUAUAGACAAUUAUUUAUUGAAUAAUCAUUAGUGAAAUCAUUAUCAAAUAUAGUUGCAGGAAGGCAGACUUGUUAACAUUAUCUCUUUCUUACAGCAUAAUAUGACUUAUGGCUGUGAUCGUGAUGUAUACUUUUACAUUUAGACAAUGAGAAACAUUAUUAACUAAAAAAUUAUUUAUAUUGACAGUUAUGUAUUUAUCAAUUUUUAUAUCAUCAUAUCAUUAUAUAUUUUAUUUAUGAACAUAUACUUAAUCAUUUCAUUGUUAUAAAACUGAUCAAUUAUAUUAAUUUUUCAUUUAUGUUUUUUUAUGUUUUCUUUUAAGUGUAAAGUUACCACAAACAUUGUUUGAUAACCACUGUUGAAACUAUCAAUUUGGAUGUUGACAAUGUUUUGGUGAUUUGAAUCUGUGAUACUUUGGAAUAACUAGCUAUUUUGUAUUAUGCUAAAUGUGUGUAACCAAACGAAUAAGAGUCCAAUGCAAUAUUAGUUAAUAAGUACCUACUUAUUUAAUUGUUUUUUAAGUUUUUAAUUUAUUAUAUGAUUGUACUAUGUUGUACUUACCAAUAAAGAAAUAAAAUCUUUAUUGAAUAUA
Messenger RNA from Rhopalosiphum maidis (corn leaf aphid), 2209 nucleotides. RefSeq names its product facilitated trehalose transporter Tret1-like. Gene Ontology annotation, biological process: carbohydrate transport; transmembrane transport. Gene Ontology annotation, molecular function: sugar transmembrane transporter activity. The transcript is spliced from 7 exons. The record is from RefSeq and is a predicted model, not a curated record. The coding region runs from base 1 to 1470 and encodes 489 amino acids. Gene Ontology annotation, cellular component: membrane. NCBI's taxonomy places the organism in Eukaryota, Metazoa, Arthropoda, Insecta, Hemiptera, Aphididae.